AUGGCAGCAACGACGACGAAGGUGUCCGACGUGAUCCACACAUACCGCCCGUCUCGCAAGUUUCCCACACCUGGCAAUCACUACACCAGCAUUGAUUUCGACGACACCGGCGAAUUCCUGCUUCUCUCACGCAGCGAUGACACGAUUCAGCUCUUCAAUACAAAAGCUGGCCAACACGCAAAGGAGCUCAAGAGCCAGAAGUAUGGCUCCGCCCUUGCGCGCUUCACCCACAACUCGACCUCGAUCGUCUACGCCAGCACAAAAGUCGACGAUGGGAUCCGCUACUUGUCCAUGCACGACAACUCGUUCAUUCGCUACUUCAAAGGCCACACUGCGCGGGUCACUAGCCUCAGCAUGAGCCCCGGCAACGAUCAGUUCUUGAGCGCAGGACUCGACAACACAGUGAAGCUGUGGGACUGCAGGAGUUCCAUGGCCCAAGGACAGCUAGACUUCGAGUCACCCUACCUCACUUCCUUCGACCCCUCCGGCUCAGUGAUCGCCAUCGCCUCACCACCCGCCCAAACCGUCCACCUCUACGACUACCGCAACUACGACAAACCCCCCUUCGCAACAUUCGACCUCCUCUCCCUCGAACAGUCCCUCUCGGCCUCCCACGGACAGAAACCAGCCCAAGGCUGGACCGGCAUGGAAUUCUCCAACAACGGAAAAUACAUCCUCCUCUCCACCAACGGACCGGGCCACUACAUCCUCGACGCCUUCAGCGGCGACAUGGUCGCGUACCUCCACCGUGCGAGCGGCUCGACACAGCGAUUAGCACCCGGUGAUGAUCUGGAGAGCGCGGGAACGGGGAGUACAUAUCUACAAAGCGACGCGACGUUUGCGCCAGACGGGCAGUUCGUCAUCGGUGGGAACGGAGGACAGGCGGGCUUGCUGGUAUGGGAUCUGAGAGAGCUCAUGACGAAUGCUCCGGACGGAGACAAGAUUUUAGAGCCGAAGUGGGAUCUUCCAUCGCAGAAGCCCGCGGCGGUGGUGGCGCAUUGCCCGCGGUUGAAUUUGAUCGCGAGCGCGGAUAGGGAUGUGCUGCUUUGGGUGCCGGAUCCGGAUGCCGCGUGA
Molecule: messenger RNA, 1074 nt
Organism: Saxophila tyrrhenica
Lineage: Eukaryota; Fungi; Ascomycota; Dothideomycetes; Mycosphaerellales; Extremaceae
Exons: 2
Coding region: 1-1074 (357 amino acids)
Cellular component (GO): Set1C/COMPASS complex
Molecular function (GO): protein binding; chromatin binding
Source: RefSeq, a predicted model, not a curated record